Messenger RNA from Caenorhabditis bovis, 1023 nucleotides. NCBI's taxonomy places the organism in Eukaryota, Metazoa, Nematoda, Chromadorea, Rhabditida, Rhabditidae. The record is from the annotation of a GenBank genome assembly.
AUGGGACAAACUCUCAGCGAGCCGAUAACCAAGAAAGAGUCUGCAUCAUGUGCCAAUGAAAAUUAUUUGGUUGGAAGCAGCUGCAUGCAAGGAUGGCGCGUUGAUAUGGAAGAUGCUCACACUCAUCUUCUUUCGCUUCCGGAUGAUCCGGCUUGCGCAUUCUUCGCCGUAUACGAUGGACACGGUGGAUCGAGAGUCUCGCAGUGCGCUGGAAUUAAUUUGCAUAAGAAAAUCGUGUCUCGUCCAGAAUUCGCCAAAGGAGACUUGAAGACUGCAAUUGAACGCGGCUUUCUCGAUUUGGACGACCAAAUGAGAAAUGACGAAGAAAUGAAGGACGAUAUUAGUGGAACAACUGCUGUAGUUGUUCUCAUUAAAAACGAGACCAUUUACUGUGGAAACGCCGGAGAUUCUCGCGCCGUCUGUUCGGUUUUGGGCGAGGCCCGGCCACUCAGCUUUGAUCACAAGCCUGCCAAUCAACUCGAGGCCGAGCGAAUCGUCGCUGCCGGUGGCUGGGUCGAAUUCAAUCGUGUCAACGGAAAUCUCGCUCUGUCGCGUGCGCUCGGCGAUUUUCUUUUCAAAAAGAAUGAGGGGAAACCUGCCGAGGAGCAGGUUGUCACCGCUCUUCCAGAUGUGAUCAUCGACAAGUUGACACCCGACCACGAAUUCAUUGUCCUUGCGUGUGACGGAAUUUGGGACGUCAUGUCAAAUCAAGAAGUCGUUGAUUUCGUCAGAGAGCGAUUCGCCCAAAAACGCGAUCCACAGGCGAUUUGCGAAGAAUUGCUCAUCAGAUGCUUGGCUCCAGACUGCCAGAUGGGCGGACUCGGAUGCGACAACAUGACGGUUGUCAUCGUUGGUUUGUUGAAUGGAGAACCAUCAGAGAAAUUAUUCGCGAAAUGCGCAAGAAGUGCUUCGUCUCCGAGAACGACAAAUGGAGUCGUUUCAUCAACUGAAUCGAGCUCAACUCAUACCGCAGACGAUGAUGAUGAUGAACCAGCUCCAUCAGACUUCCAAAUUCCGUCGUAA